AUGACGAAAGGCACAUUUAAACGUGUAGUCGAAGUCGGUCGAGUGGUCUAUGUAGACCGUGGCGAAGGCGAGGGUAAACUCGCAGUCAUUGUUGAUAUAAUUGACCAUAACAGGGCACUUAUUGAUUGCCCAACUACUGGAGUUCCUCGUCAUUCUCAUUCUUACCGUCGACUCACUCUCACUGAUUUUGUACUUAAAGAAUUUCCCCGAAGUGGAGGUUCACCUAUAGUAAGGAAAUAUUUUGAAAAGGAAAAUAUUUUAGAAAAAUGGAAUAAAACAGCAUGGGCUAAGAAAUUGGAAAAUCGUAAGAAGAAAAGUGUUUUGACCGAUUUUGAUAGAUUUAAAUUAUUAAAAUUAAAGAAACAGCAUCGUUAUCGUGUCAAUCUUGAAGAAGCUAAACUUCGAAAGCAAAAAGCAUAA
Molecule: messenger RNA, 420 nt
Organism: Diversispora eburnea
Lineage: Eukaryota; Fungi; Glomeromycota; Glomeromycetes; Diversisporales; Diversisporaceae
Source: the annotation of a GenBank genome assembly